CCAUGAAACACUCCCUGAGUACUUUGUCUUUUGGAACUGUCCUGAUAAUUAUUGCGAUAGCUAGCGGAGGAGAUGCUCAGUCCAAUGGUUUACUCGCGCCAGUGAAGGGAGUUAUAUCGUUCUUCACGAACUGUAAAUCGAAUAUGCAAGAGGCAGGUUUAGGCGCGGAUUCCUCAUCAUCAUCAUCAUCAUCAUCAUCAUCAUCGUCUUCGUCAUCGAGUUCGGAAGAGUCUGGAUCGAAAGCUGAGGCUGAACCUGAAUCAGAACCAGAGCCCGAACCGGGAAGUUUUGAUAUCAUAACUGAUUUGCACAAUUUAUUUAUUAGUACUAAUAAAGAAAAUGAAGAGUUGUCUGCGGCAUUUUGCUACGAGCCCCCGUGCACCAGCGUGUGGAACAGCGAAAUCAAUGAUGACAGCAAAGUACUGCUGCGGUAUAGAAUUAAAUGCAACUUCGACGAGAUAGAAAGAAAGGAUUUUGAGGAUCAUUUAACGCUCUGCGAUGCCAGUCGCAUGCCGCGUGAUUCCUGGGCUAAUCAGGCUUGGAGAGUUCUCUCAAUAAUGACAGCAGGUGGCAGGGAGGAUUGUCCCAUUCCCGCGGGAUCGUACACCGUCGAGAGAUCCGAUUUCGACGGAUAUAAAAUCACCUCUCCGAAGCCCCUGUCGUGCGACGAGAUAUAUUUCGAGCUCACCCUGGGUCACAACUCCUCGUACUUUACGAAUUCAUUGGGGCCGAACUUCAAUGUGAGAAAGGAAGGAAGUGAUUAAUUCCGUUACAAACAGCUGCUACUGUGGCAGUGAGCUCAGUGAUGAAUUUCUUUAUUUGAAUCUUACAUUACUUCGUAACAUUUAUUAUUCUGUAACAGUCGUAAAAAUUAUUUGGGUCCAAUACUACUCACGAAGUUGAGUUAUUGCUCAAUAAAUUCCAUUCGACAUGUUGAAUUGCAAAUCA
This is a messenger RNA of Diachasma alloeum, 948 nucleotides long. RefSeq lists its product as uncharacterized. The coding region runs from base 3 to 764 and encodes 253 amino acids. The record is from RefSeq and is a predicted model, not a curated record. NCBI's taxonomy places the organism in Eukaryota, Metazoa, Arthropoda, Insecta, Hymenoptera, Braconidae. The transcript has 4 exons.